Molecule: messenger RNA, 2206 nt
Organism: Trichoplusia ni (cabbage looper)
Lineage: Eukaryota; Metazoa; Arthropoda; Insecta; Lepidoptera; Noctuidae
Product: putative sodium-dependent multivitamin transporter
Exons: 10
Coding region: 48-1736 (562 amino acids)
Biological process (GO): sodium ion transport; transmembrane transport
Cellular component (GO): membrane
Molecular function (GO): symporter activity
Source: RefSeq, a predicted model, not a curated record
GUAGAAGUUUUUUAAAUAUAUAAAAAUAUUGUGUAAUUUUAGAAAAUAUGGAAUUCAACAUGGUUCAGUCGGUGUUCGGGCCGUGGGACUACGCCAUCAUGGCGGCGACGAUGGUCGCGUCAGUUGCUAUUGGACUGUAUUUCCGCUUUAGUGGUGGAAAACAGAAAACAAAUGAGGAAUACCUCCUCGCCGACCGCAACAUGUCCAUCUUCCCCGUGGCCGUCUCCCUCAUGGCUUCAUUCAUGUCAGCCAUCACUCUCCUCGGGGUAUCAGCAGAGAACUAUUACUACGGCAUGCAGUUCGUCGUCAUAAACUUAUCCUACGGCAUAGCCACCCCUAUAGCCAGCAGACUGUACUUACCGGUCUUCUUCGGCCUACAAAAGACCAGUACUUAUGAAUACUUAGAACUAAGAUUUGGACCACACAUCCGUAUGCUGGCAUCCAUGACUUACACUUUACAAAUGGUGCUCUACAAUGGCAUAGUUUUAUACGCUCCGGCGAUUGUAUUAGAAGCUGUAACAGGGUUGGAUAGACUGAUCUCAAUAUUAGUAGUAGGUUUAGCUUGUACUUUCUACUCUACUCUGGGAGGCAUGAAGGCUGUCUUGUUCACCGACCUUCUACAAUCAGCUCUCAUGUUUGGAGCAGUGUUCAGUAUUGUUAUAUUUGCAUCAAUACAAGUUGGAGGAUUCGGAAAUAUUUUCGUUAUAGCUCGGGAAGGUGGAAGACUGGACUUUUCUAAUUUCAGUGUUGAUCCUACGGAAAGACAUACUUGGUGGUCUCUGGUAAUUGGUGGUUUAGUCACCUAUCUCUCGUUGUAUGCUGUAAAUCACACACAGGUACAACGUCUGCAAACAGUGAAUACAUUAGACAGAUCUCAGAAGUGCUUGUGGUGGAGUUGGCCUGUUCUCUCCGUGCUCAGCGUGGUGACAUGCAUGAGUGGGUUGGGCAUUUACGCCGUGUAUAAGGACUGCGAUCCUUUCCUCAGCCAUAGUAUUACUGCUAUGGACCAAUUGAUGCCGUACUACGUGGUGGAUGCUAUGAAGCACAUCCCCGGGCUGGCGGGGCUCUUCGUGGCUGGAAUAUUCAGUGCCUCCCUCUCUACUAUAUCUGCAUCUUGUAACGCUUUGGCGGCUGUUACGUUGACUGAUUAUGUUGGCAGAUGGUGCAAAGUCCGUCAAUCCUACAUCCCCUGGCUGACCAAGCUGGCCGCCUGUUUCUACGGUCUGGUGUUCCUAGCCCUUGCCUUCAUCGCGGAGUACUUGGGAGGUGUGCUGCAGGCUGCCCUCACGAUAUUCGGGGCAGUUGGAGGCCCGUUAUUAGGGGUCUUCACUCUCGGCAUGUUCACUACAUAUGCUACCGAAGGGGCUGCCUGCAUCAGUCUGCUGAGUGGAAUGGCGAUGAUGCUGUGGUUCAGUUUUGGAGGUCCACGGCCUCCGAUCGCGAAGCUGCCGCUUAGUGUCGAAGGCUGUGGCUUCAACGUCACCGUGCCAGAAGUCUCGUACAAUCCUAAGGAUUACUUCUACAUGUACAGAGUUUCUUACCAGUGGACGAGUCCUAUGGGUUUUAUCUGGGUGAUGGUAGUCGGCACGUUGAUAUCGUUGCUAUGGCGACAGCAGCAGCCUUGGGAGCGAGCGGGGCUCUCGCACCCUGACCCAGAACUCUUCACACCGCCUCUAGCCAGGCGACUAAGAGCCAGACACGGGGAAAAACCUGCCGUGCAGAUGACACGUGUGUGAAUUGAUUCCUUAGCACAGCUAUUGGUGAUUUGAACUUAGGACUUCUGAAAGGUUUGUAUAUUUUAUCUUUUGAAAAAAGCUUGCAUAUUACCGGGAUCAUUGGCAUGUGAUGGGCUAAAUUAUUUUAAGGUAACUUCCCCUAUUUAAAAAUAAAAAAACUGUGUAUUUAAUGUUAUAAGCUUUUUUUAAGGCGUAUAAGCAUAAAUUCAUAUGCCUUUAGAUACAUUUAAAAAAUGUUACGUUCGUUGAUAUUAACCAUAUAAUCAUAUAUCGAAUGUUGUCGCAAUUGACUUACUUAAAUGUAGAGGUUUAAUUUGUAACUUUGAGAACGAUAUAAGUACACAUUAUAAUGACUAAUUAUAAUUUUGGAAUAUAAAGACAAGUCACUAACAAAUUUGAAAACAAAAUCCUAUUAAAAAUAGGAUCUUGUUCCAUAGCUGAAAGACAAUUAAAUUAAGACAUUUUUUAUU